Molecule: messenger RNA, 1368 nt
Organism: Colletotrichum paranaense
Lineage: Eukaryota; Fungi; Ascomycota; Sordariomycetes; Glomerellales; Glomerellaceae
Exons: 4
Coding region: 1-1368 (455 amino acids)
Molecular function (GO): monooxygenase activity; iron ion binding; oxidoreductase activity, acting on paired donors, with incorporation or reduction of molecular oxygen
Source: RefSeq, a predicted model, not a curated record
AUGACGCAACACUCCACUUGGUUUGACUGGCUAAGCGUGAAACGAGAGAUGGAUGUCAUGCCCACGAUAUUAUCUUGCAUUUCUGCCAGAGCUAUGGCUAUUAUUGCUACUUUAUUCUACAGACUUAUUUUGCAUCCUCUCUCCCAUCUGCCUGGCCCUCUGCCAGCCAGAUUAACAGGUCUCUGGCGCACCACAAAAUACAUUCAAGGCGACUGGCACGAUGACAUACUCUCCAUCCAUGACAAAUACGGAAGAGUGGUACGAAUUGCACCAAACGAAGUUUCUGUAGUGGACGAGUACGCCAUGAAAAACUUGUACGGCCACGGUCACAAUGCCGCCAAAACAGAUUGGUACUCCAUUUGGGACUCUCCCAUUACAGCACCUCAAUCAUUCUCGGAAUUGGACCAGAAGCAGCAUAGCUUUCUUAGAAAGCACCUGGCGAGUGCUUACUCAAUGUCUUCAGUCCUCAACUGCGAGGUCCAUAUUCAGGCCUGCCUCGAUUUACUGAUCCGAAAGCUCGAGAAAUACACCCAAGCUGGUGAAACUGUUGACAUGGCUGUACGGACUAAUGCGUUUGCAUUUGAUGUAGUUGGUGAACUCGACUAUGGUUCCCAAUUUGGCCAUCUUCAGGAAGAAAAGGACAAACGUCUAGACGACCCUAAGAUGACCGGACGAGAAGACCUUCUGGCUUAUUUCUGCCGAAUGAAGGACCUCGAAGGCAAGCUAGCUUCCUUUGUUGAAAUCUUGGUGGAGGCGAUGAAUUUAGUUGGGGCAAGAGCAGACACAAUCUCUAUUAGCAUGCGAACCUGCCUCUUUUACUUGGCAGCAAAUUCAGGAGUGCUGGCUAAGCUGAGAGAGGAAAUUGACAACUUUUACAAUGUAAAUACUUUGAAAGCACCCAUUUCUCACCUGGAAACUCAAAAGCUGCCCUAUCUGCAAGCAGUUAUCAAGGAGGCCAUUCGACUACUACCGUCCAUCGUCUUUCAGCUCCCACGACACACACCACCUGACUUUAAGGUAAGGGGUAUCAAGAUCCCGGUGAACACAAUGAUUGGAAUCAGCCCCAUAGCCCAAAAUCGCGAUCAGGAAAUAUGGGGUUCAGAUGCGAACGAGUUCCCCCCGGGCCGAUGGCUCGAAAACGAAGACAAGACAAGAUACUUUGAUCGUAGUACGAUGACAUUUGGCGGUAGCGGGCCAAGAAUGUGUAUGGGAAGGAACAUUGCGCCGGUGGAGCUGCACAAGUUCGUGGCUCAGUUCGUACACAUCUUCGACUUCAAGCUUGUCAAUACGGAUGCUCCAUGGAGAAUCAAGGCGUACUGUACCGCGUAUCAGAGCGAAGUUUUCAGGAAUAUAAGCCGACGGAAAUAA